Molecule: messenger RNA, 1227 nt
Organism: Oppiella nova
Lineage: Eukaryota; Metazoa; Arthropoda; Arachnida; Sarcoptiformes; Oppiidae
Source: the annotation of a GenBank genome assembly
AGGGAUUCCGAGUGGAAACGGAUCCGUACAGUAAUAUCGCCCGCAUUUACGUCCGGAAAACUCAAACGAAUGACUCCUUUAAUCCUUGAAUGCGUGGACACUAUGAACGACAACAUCGACAAAAUCAUUGCCAAAAGUAAUAGCAAUCUCUCGGCACCGGUAGACAUGAAACUAAUCACCGGUGCCUACUCUGCGGAGUCUACAAUACAAGUGGCUUUUGGCCGGAAAGUGUCGGGUCUGUACGACCGUACAAAUCCUAUAAUAGAAAAUGUCCACCAAAUGAUCAGUCCCAGUUUUGUUACCCGUAUGAAAGCGGGUAUAAUAAUGAUGGCGCCAAACGUGGCUCAAAUGCUCAAGCUAACUUUUAUUAGUAGUAAAGUUACGGCAUUUUUUCGCGAUUUUACAUUCAAUUUAAUCGACGAUAGGAAACGGGUUUUGGAAACCGGAAGUCCUGUAAAAAGGGUUGACUUUUUGCAACUAAUGUUGAAUGCGAUGAGUGAUGAUAAUAAUGAGGCGAUCAAUGGGUCCGAAGAAUAUACGGAUAGUAAGUGUGAGACAUAUAUGGAAAUACAGGUUACGGAUGAUGUGGUUGAUAAAAGCCUUUCCUACGAUGAGCUCAUAGCCCAAAGUGUGAUGUUUUUAAUCGGCGCCUAUGAGAACACUUCGACCACUCUAUCCCUGUGUUUGUAUAGUAUUGCUAAACAUCCGGAAGUUCAGCACAAAUUAUACGAUGAAAUUCAUACAUUUCACGGACAAAAGAAAUCAAGUGCCGAUCCGUACGAAACGAUACACUCAUUGAAAUACAUGGACGCAGUCAUCGACGAAACCCUACGACUAUUCCCGCCCCUCCUGUUCCUAAAUAGGGUGGCCACCGAAGACUACGAGCUAAAGGGCACCGGUAUUACUAUUAAAAAGGAUCACGUGGUGCACAUUCCAACCUACGCCAUGCAUAGAGACCCGGAAUACUUUGCCGAUCCGCAAGUGUUUAGACCGGAAAGGUUUUUACCGGAAAACAUAGCACACAAUCCCUAUACGUAUUUGCCAUGGGGUGCCGGCCCUCGAAACUGUCUGGGCACCCGAUUGGCUCAGUUGGAGAUUAAAUUAGCCCUGGUCAAUCUCGUACAUCGUUACGUUUUCCACACAACAGACAAACCAUUGGAGCAAAGUGUUUCCGGUGAUCUAAUUAUAACGAAAUCAGUGGAUUUGAAAAUUGAAAAGCGAUUGUAA